Molecule: messenger RNA, 1308 nt
Organism: Cucurbitaria berberidis CBS 394.84
Lineage: Eukaryota; Fungi; Ascomycota; Dothideomycetes; Pleosporales; Cucurbitariaceae
Product: glycoside hydrolase family 10 protein
Exons: 3
Coding region: 1-1308 (435 amino acids)
Biological process (GO): carbohydrate metabolic process
Cellular component (GO): extracellular region
Molecular function (GO): hydrolase activity, hydrolyzing O-glycosyl compounds; cellulose binding
Source: RefSeq, a predicted model, not a curated record
AUGCAUAUCCGCGGCUCCUCCAUCUACCUCGCCGUCACUUUUCUGACAUCCACUACCGCCGUUCUUGCAGCCGUCCAACCUUACGGACAAUGCGGCGGCGCCAAUCAUCAGGGCGAGACGACGUGUACUGACGGAUGGACGUGCAAGAAGUACAACGAUUGGUACAGCCAGUGCAGUGGUGGUCAGAAUGGAGGUGGGAAUGUUCCUUCACCAACCACUAAGACGACAACCACAGCUACCGAACCUACAGUCCCUUCGGUCGCGCCAGCACCGUCGAGCAAGGAAGCAAAGCCCGUUACCAACGCCACUACAAGCGCUGUAGGUGCCGCUUCAUCAAGCGCAGCAGCGCCGAGCUCCUCUCCCAGCAAGGCACCUAGCACCGGAGGGAGCGGCAAGAAUGGCGCCAAAUGCUCCCUUGAUUCAGCCUUCAAGGCUCACGGCAAGAAGUACAUCGGCGUAGCUACAGAUCGGGGCCGCCUGGCUGCAGGAGCCAAUGCGCAGAUCAUCAAAGACAACUUCGGUCAAGUCACGCCUGAGAAUAGCAUGAAAUGGGAUGCGACGGAGAAUGUGCAAGGUAGCUUCACCCUAGAUGGAGCCAAUGCGUUGGUGGAGUUUGCCACACAGAACAACAAAUUAAUCCGCGGCCACACCACCGUCUGGCACUCUCAACUUCCUACGUGGGUAUCUUCCAUUACCGACAAGGCGAAGCUGCAAGAAGUAAUGGUCGCUCACAUCCAAAAGCUCAUGACCACCUACGCAGGCAAGGUAUAUGCCUGGGACGUAGUGAAUGAGGUAUUUGGUGAAGAUGGCAAGUUCCGCUCCUCGGUAUUCUACAACGUACUUGGUGAAGACUUUAUACCGCUUGCAUUUAAUACCGCCCGCGCCGCCGAUCCCAAAGCAAAACUCUACAUCAACGACUAUAACCUCGACUCUGUCAGCUACGCAAAGACAAAGGCCAUGGUUGCAAAGGUCAAGGAAUGGGUAGCUGCCGGUGUGCCCAUCGAUGGCAUUGGAAGCCAGAGCCAUCUCGCGAACAAUUGGCCGAUUGCUGAUUUCCCGGCCGCGCUGAAGAGUUUGUGCGAUGUUGUGGACGAGUGCGCCAUUACCGAACUCGAUAUCAAGGGUGCUGCUGCUUCAGACUACCAGACGGCAGUGAAGGCUUGCCUGGAUGUUGAGAAGUGCGUCGGUGUCACGGUUUGGGGGGUCUCGGAUCCGGACAGCUGGAGGGCUAGCUCGACGCCGUUGCUAUUUGAUGGAAGCUUUCAGGCGAAGGCGGCUUAUAACGGAAUUUGUAGUGUCUUGGCGUAG